Messenger RNA from Penicillium nucicola, 3456 nucleotides. RefSeq lists its product as uncharacterized. Gene Ontology annotation, molecular function: chitin synthase activity. The record is from RefSeq and is a predicted model, not a curated record. Gene Ontology annotation, cellular component: cell periphery; cell septum. The transcript has a single exon. NCBI's taxonomy places the organism in Eukaryota, Fungi, Ascomycota, Eurotiomycetes, Eurotiales, Aspergillaceae. The coding region runs from base 1 to 3456 and encodes 1151 amino acids.
AUGCAGGUUCAAACGUUUGGUAUCGCCGAAAUCAGCUCGCGGCUGCGCAACGCAGAUUACAGUGUCUUCCUGCCUUUCGGAGAGUUCCUCGGCUUGGCUGACAUUGGCAACAUUGUUGUUGGAAGCGACAGAGAAAAGACGGAAGUCGUCCUUGACGAAAAGCGAUGGCCUGGCAAUGAAGCUCGGGCAGGUAGCACUGGUGUGUUCUUGAGUGAAAGAUGCUGGGCCGAUAUUGCCAACGUUGGGGAACGUGUAUUCCCGACCUAUGGCGCUCCCGGUGCCGAUGGCGACGGCUUCCAGACCUCUGGUGGAAACCCGGAUUCUAAGGUCCGACUUCUCAACCCCGCCGACCAAUCUCCCGGUGCCUUCAUCUACGGAGAAGAAGGCAAACAGGGCUACUUCGGAAGCCGUGAACUUGAUGGGCGUUCGGACGCUGGUGGAUCAGCCUUCAACUCUGGUGACAUGUUCCACAACCUCGAGACCAAGGAGGAAAUGCUUGAGAAAGGCAACAACAAGGAUAUGGAAGAAGUGGAUGAAGCCACCGUCUCAGGCACCCGUCGUCGCUGGAUGUUCUUGGUUUAUCUGCUCACUUUCUAUAUCCCAGAUUUCGCCAUCAAAUUCAUUGGUCGGAUGAAGCGAAAGGAUGUACGUGUUGCCUGGCGCGAGAAGCUUGCCAUCAAUCUUAUUAUCUGGUUCGCUUGCGGUGUUGCUGUGUUCAUGAUCGUUGGUUUCCCCGGUGUCGUUUGUCCAACCCAAGAUGUCUAUAACACUGCCGAACUCAGCAACCAUAACGGCAAGGAUGGUCAAAACUCCUUCGUCGCUAUCAGAGGUGUAGUCUUCAACCUUGGCAACUUCAUUCCAUCCCACUACCCCAACAUCGUUCCGGAGAAGUCGUUGAAGAACUAUGCUGGUGUGGAUGCCACCAACCUUUUCCCCGUCCAGGUGUCUGCGUUGUGCCAGGGAACUACCGGAAAGGUUGAUCCCAGUGUGCCCCUCGACUACCGAUCAAACUUGAACGAUUCGGCAGAGACAACCACCAGUACCACUUUCGAUAUCAACGCCAAGUACCAUGACUUCCGCUCUUGGACCAACGACUCUCGUGCGGAUUGGUUCUAUGAGCAAAUGGUUAUGAUGCGCGCAAACUACAAAAAGGGAUACAUUGGAUACACGGGCAAAGCCAUGAAGAAGCUGGCCACGGAUGAUUCCAAGAACGUUGCGAGCAUUAAUGGAAAGAUUUACGACAUGACUUAUUACAUCGCUGGACCGCGCGUUGCCCGCUUCCCCACUGGAAAGAAUGGAAGUAGCAACGUCGAUACCGACUACAUGGAUCCCUUAGUUGUCGACCUCUUCCAAGGACGUUCUGGUCAGGAUGUGACCAAAUACUGGGAUAAUCUGGACUUCGAUACCACGCUCCGCUCUCGCAUGCAGCUUUGCCUCGACAAUUUGUUCUUCAUUGGCAAGGUAGAUACGCGAGACUCGGUCCGCUGCCAAUUCGCACGGUACUUCAUUCUUGCCAUCUCUAUUAUGCUAUGUGCCAUUAUUUUGUUCAAGUUCUUGGCUGCCCUCCAAUUUGGAAAGAAGAACCUUCCGGAGGACUUGGACAAGUUCAUCAUUUGUCAAGUGCCGGCCUACACCGAGGACGAAGAAUCCUUGCGUCGUGCCAUGGACUCCAUGGCUCGCAUGCGUUACGAUGAUAAGCGCAAGCUCUUGCUGGUUAUCUGUGAUGGCAUGAUUAUUGGACAAGGCAAUGACCGCCCUACUCCUCGCAUCGUUCUUGACAUUCUCGGUGUUCCCGAAUCCGUCGACCCUGAGCCUCUCAGCUUUGAGAGUCUGGGUGAGGGUAUGAAGCAGCAUAACAUGGCAAAGAUCUACUCCGGUCUAUACGAAGUUCAAGGUCACAUUGUGCCCUUCCUUGUUGUCGUGAAGGUUGGAAAGCCUUCCGAAGUUUCCCGCCCUGGUAACCGUGGUAAGCGUGACUCUCAGAUGGUUCUCAUGCGUUUCCUCAAUCGUGUCCACUACAAUCUGCCUAUGAGCCCUAUGGAGCUUGAGAUGCAUCACCACAUUCGCAACAUCAUUGGUGUCAACCCAAUGUUCUAUGAGUAUAUUCUCCAGGUCGAUGCCGAUACUAUGGUUGCGCCAGAUUCUGGUACUCGUUUCGUCUCAUCCUUUAUGUCCGAUACUCGUCUCAUUGGUGUCUGUGGAGAAACCUCUUUGUCCAACGCCAAAACCUCUGUCGUGACCAUGAUCCAAGUUUACGAAUACUACAUCUCCCACAACUUGACCAAGGCUUUCGAGAGUUUGUUCGGAUCCGUCACUUGUCUGCCCGGUUGUUUCAGUAUGUACCGUGUCCGUGCGGCUGACGGUGGAAAACCACUCUUCGUUAGCAAAGACGUGGUCGAUGCCUACUCUGAGAUUCGUGUUGAUACUCUUCACAUGAAGAACUUGCUGCAUCUUGGUGAGGAUCGUUAUUUGACGACCCUACUCAUCAAGUAUCAUCCUAAGUACAAGACCAAGUAUAUCUUCCGAGCCCACGCCUGGACCGUCGCACCUGAGAGCUUCGCAGUUUUCCUUUCCCAGCGUCGUCGUUGGAUUAACUCUACUGUGCACAACUUGAUGGAGCUGAUUCCUCUCGACCAACUCUGCGGUUUCUGUUGUUUCAGUAUGCGUUUCAUUGUGCUCAUGGAUCUCCUCAUGACUAUCAUUCAGCCUGUCACCGUCGCCUACAUCAUCUACCUGAUCUACUGGUGUGUUAGUGAACCGGACGUGCUUCCAAUUACCUCCUUCAUUCUCUUGGGUGUUAUUUACGGUCUGCAAGCAUUGAUCUUCAUCAUCCGACGCAAGUGGGAGAUGGUCGGGUGGAUGUUGAUCUACCUCAUGGCUAUUCCCAUCUUCUCUCUCGCCCUGCCACUCUACUCCUUCUGGAACAUGGAUGACUUCUCCUGGGGUAACACGCGUGUCAUUACUGGAGAGAAGGGUCGCAAGGUCGUCAUCUCCGAUGAAGGAAAAUUCGACCCCAACUCUAUCCCUAAGAAAAAGCUGCUGGAUCAUCAGGCCGAGCUCAUGGCCGAUGCCCAGACCUCCCGUGACGACCGUUCCGAGUUCUCCGCUCACUCCUACGGCACCAAGUCGCACGCCUUCCCCCAGUCCGAGUACGGGUUCCCGGCUUCUCGUCCUCACUCCCAGUUGGACUUGCCUCUUGGCAUGGGCUCUCGUUACUCAGUCGCCCCAUCUGAGAUGAUGAGUCACAUGGACAUGAACAUGGAAGAUCUCAGCCAUCUGCCCCCCGAUGACGAGAUUCUCGAAGAAAUCCGCCGGAUCUUGGAGACCGGUGACUUGAUGAAGAUCUCCAAGAAGACGGUCAAGCAAGAACUCGAAAGGCGUUUCGGCGUCAACCUCGACGCCAAGCGGCCUUACAUCAACUCCGCUACCGAGGCUGUUCUUUCCGGUGUUCUUUGA